AUGCCACUUAUCAAUUAUAUCCAAGAUACUUACCUUAAGAUGAAAACUUUUAAACAAAAUUUAAUGGCUGUUGAGAAUUAUAUUAUUGAAUUUGAAAAGUUAUGCAUGCUAUGUGGUUUAGAAGAGAUUGUUGAACAUAAGAUUGCUCGUUUUAUUUCGGGAUUGAAUGAUAAUAUUGCUGAAAAAGUCGAAUUACAACAAUAUUGGUCCUUUGAGGAUGUUUGCAAGGUAGCUAUAAAGGUUGAGAAACAGCUAAAGGGGAAGAAGGGCUCGUUCACUAAGCCUUUUGUAAAAGGGUUCUCAAAACCUUUUGAGAGAGUUAGUGUGGAAAAGAGUAGUUCUAGUUCGAACUACAAGGAGACAAAGCCUAAAUUCGAGUCUACUAAAAAGUUUGUGGAAGGAAGGAAGUGCUUCAAGUGUGGUAGUGUUAGUCACAUUGCAAGUGACUGUCCAUCUAAAAGGGUCAUGACGGCUCAAGAAUGGGAACAAGAGCAAGCUAAAUGUGAGCAAGGUAGUGACGGUGAAAAGGAUGAAGAAAACUUUGAAGAAGAGGUGGAACACAUGGAAGAAAUUGAUCCCGAGACUCAAGGUCGUCCUUGGCAAUAUGAUAGAUUUGUGAAAUUUGAUGGAAUGACUAAUGUGUAUGUUGUAAGAAAAGGAGAAAACGAGAAACCGGUUGCUUUGAAACCUUUGAUAAACAAUAAACCUUCUAUUGCUACCUCUAAUUCGAAGAGUUCCUACUUGAUUAGUGAGAGAGAAGUGGAGAAAGAAAUCGGCAAUAACAAUAUGGUGUAUAUACUUGUUUCUAAUGAGGUUCGAAUUGAGAAAGAUGAACAACUCAAGAGGCCGGUUGAAUUGGAAGCUAUUUUGAGAGAGUUCAAGGAUAUGUUUCCUGAUGAAUUACCUCCGGGACUACCUCCUAUUCGUGGGAUAGAACAUCAAAUUGACUUGAUUCCGGGAGCACCAUUACCUAACAAAGUAGCUUAUAGAAGUAAUCCAGAAGAGACAAAAGAGAUGCAAAGGAAAAUUGAGGAACUUAUGACAAGAGGUUAUGUGAGAGAGAGCAUGAGUCCUUGUGCCGUGUCUACACUACUUGUUCCAAAGAAGGAUAGAAGUUGGCGCAUGUAUAUUGAUAGUAGAAGUGUGAAUAACAUCACAAUCAAGUAUCGUUUUCCUAUUCCAAGAUUGGAUGACUUACUUGAUGAGUUACAUGGCUCGAAAUUUCUUACAAAUGCACCUAGCACGUUCAUGAGAUUGAUGCAUGAGGUUGUAACCGAUGCAAGUGGAGUUGGGAUUGGAGCGGUUUUAUUGCAAAAGAAGCGCCCUAUAGCUUACUUUAGUGAGAAAUUGGGAGGAGCUCGUUUGAACUAUUCUACUUAUGAUAAAGAGUCCUACGCUAUUGUUAUUUCUUUAGAUCAUUGGAGUCAUUAUCUCCGACCUAAUCAUUUUGUGUUGCAUUCUGAUCAUGAGGCGUUGAAGUAUAUACAUGGACAACAAAAGCUCAAUCCUAGGCAUGCUAAGUGGGUUGAAUUUUUGCAAUCAUAUAAUUUAUCUUCUAAGUACAAAGAAGGAAAAUCAAUUUCGUGGCGGAUGCACUCUCUAGAAGAUAUACAUUGCUUGGAAUUUUUAAUAUCAAAUUGCUUGGUUUCGAAUUGA
Messenger RNA from Chenopodium quinoa (quinoa), 1656 nucleotides. RefSeq lists its product as uncharacterized. NCBI's taxonomy places the organism in Eukaryota, Viridiplantae, Streptophyta, Magnoliopsida, Caryophyllales, Amaranthaceae. The transcript is spliced from 3 exons. The coding region runs from base 1 to 1656 and encodes 551 amino acids. The record is from RefSeq and is a predicted model, not a curated record. Gene Ontology annotation, molecular function: zinc ion binding; nucleic acid binding.